CUCCAUCCACACGCCCUGCCCAGACUAUAAAUAUAGCUGGUGGCGAGCCGGCCUGCCUUGGUCGCCAGAGUCGCUCAGGGUUGCAGCAGAGCCCCCUCCCCAUUCCUUCCUCCUCCUCCUCAGUCUUCUCCCCAUCCAUCUUUAUUUUAAGCAGGAACGCCAUCCUCACAUUCACAGUGUACAAAGCGUACCCGGCUGGUUGUUUUGCAUGCAUUGUUCGUCUCCCAAAAUGGUUUGCGAGACUAAAAUAGUAGCGGACGAACACGAUGCUAUACCUGGGAGUAAAAAGGAGCCACCCAUGAUGUGGAGCGCCUCUCCGUCCGGCCCGGGCGAGGCUAAGGAUGCGAGGCGAGACGCGGUCUUCAUUCGCGAGUUCGAGCGCAGCGACCAAGAGGAGGUGCGGCGCAUCUUUUACGAGGGCAUCAUGGAGAGGAUACCGAACACGGCAUUUAGGGGGCUCAGGCAGCAAAGCCGAACCCAGUUUUUGUACGCUCUUCUCACAGGUUUCCUUUGUUUGUCACUCCCAUUUCUCUCUAGUAAUGUGCUUUUCCAUGACCAAAUCCUUCACACUGACCUGCUGCGUGCCGCUGAUUCUCAUGGGCGCUCGCUACUAUUACAGCAGGAAAGUCAUCCACAGCUAUCUGGAUCACGCCUUGCACACGGACAUGGCUGACAUUGAGGCCUAUUACAUGAAACCCACAGGCUCUUGUUUUUGGGUAGCCGUGCUGGAUGGACACGUUGUGGGUAUUGUGGCGGCACAAGGCCGCGAAGAUGACAACAUGGUGGAGCUGCGACGCAUGUCCGUGGAUUCUCGCUACCGGGGCAAAGGCAUCGCCAAGGCCCUGGGCCGACGCGUUCUGGAGUUUGCGGUGCGCAACAACUAUGCCGCUGUGGUCCUGGGCACCACGGCCGUCAAGAUGGCUGCCCAUAAGCUGUACGAGUCCCUUGGCUUCUGCCGAACGGGCCAGAGCGAGGACUACAGGCUUCCUGGCAUGAGCCGCUCCAUGCUGGAGAGGCUCUUCUUCCAGAUCCGAUACAGCCGGUACCGUCUGCAGCUCCGUGAGGAGUGAGAGGUGAAACAGAGAGAUGGAGGAAGAGAGGGACAGAGAGAGAGAGAGAGAGAGAGCGUCGACCCCCCCUCCCCCACACCCAAGAGCCCCUCCUCUCUUCUGACAGCUUUUAUUGAUUUUAUUAGACAGAAUCACUUAACACUUCAAUUUUACAGUCACUAACAUCUAUAAUGCUUAUGUUGUUUUUAUAGUAUUGUUUGACAUUUUUUUAUUUCCUCCAUUUUCAUUAUUAUCAAUCUGUUUUGGUAUCCUUGCCCCCUUUCCCUUCCUAUCCCUACUGAGGAAAAUCAUCAUUAGUUGUGGAUAUCCCAUAAUCAAUAUCCCCAUUCUUCACUAUUCCCUAGUGAACCCCGCCCCGCCCUACACACACCACACUCUACCCUGAUUGGUCCCCCGUAAUACGCAUCAGGCAAUGAAAGGGAAGGGGGGAGAUGUGGCUUCCUUGAGUGCGGUUGGUGUGUGCAUUGUCCACACAUCUUAAGUAAUUUGGCUGUAGACGCCAUAUUGAAGCACAGCAAAGCGUGUGACCAGCAUGGUGUGAGAGACGGAUAGAAAGAUGAGCACCAUGUGUGUGCAUUUUUCCUCUCUCUCUCUCUCUCCAUUCUGGUUUUGGUCUCUUGAGCUGCCCUAAUAUACAAUGUAAUAUUCAUUAAAGUAAUGAGCCAAGUAUUAUCCAACUACACUAUUUACUUUACUUAACCUACAUUUGUAAUAUGCAAUUAUCUGCCAGAUGACAAAGCAGCCGCGUCUUAAACCACACUGAUGUGGGGUAGUAAAGACAUGACAACGAGCAAUAUCUACAAGACUUCAGCACAAAAAAGCCAGCAGUGUUCAUUCUCAACCUAAAUUGUGUAUCUCUCCAGAAAAUAAUAAAAAGCUAACAAACAUCAUAAAAAUGACCUCUCCCUUCCUCCCAUUUACAAAUCUGUCUGCAACCCUGGGCCGAGACCCUACCCCCCUCCACACCACUAACCUUUGACCUCCCCUGUCUGUGGCCCCACCCGUUUCCCACCAUCUCUGCAUGAGAUACAACGCCUUGCUGCACUGCUUUUAUUAUUAAAGCUUGUUGGCUCCCCCUAGAACGUUCCUUGGUAGACUCCCCCUCAAAACCCUCAGAUGUCAUCUGGGCAGUGAGAUGUCCUGCCUCCGGGUCAGGCAUGUAUGGGUGUGUGUGUUCGUGUGUGUGCAGAAGAAAAGACACACUCACCAAAAGCAAUGCUGCCUGGAUGACAUCUGCCUGCCAGCCAAGCAACUGCAGAAUGCAAAAAGCAAUGCAAUGUGGCAUGCCUCUGUACCCAGUGUGUGCAGCGCCUGCCCUGGAAAAUGGUAGGAAAAAAAUCAAUUAAUAUAUAUUUAUAUAUAUUCAAUAUAUAAAUAUAUAUGUAUAUAAUGAAAAAAUAUUGUGCUACUUUUUUUUAGAUUUGAAAUGAUAAUGUGAAACAUUUGCAUGAAAAAUGUCUUUUAAAAUUACAUGAAUGGGGAAUUAACUCAGAGCACAUGGCAUCCGCUGACUUGUAAUUCCGAUUUAUUUGAUUCUUAAAUGCUGGGUGAACAGUUUGAGGGUGCCAAAUGAUGUAUACACAGCCAGUGCUUGUAAAUCUUUCAAGAGACCGCCAAUGAUUAGAGAGUAGUUGUUGCAGGUUUACUACAGGAUAAUGACAUUAUGUUGCUGGUAGCCAUUGUGUGACUAUCAUGCAGAAACAGCACAAACUGAAUGUUUCUAAAUAGGCCAAGUGGGGCGGUUUGCAUGGACACUCGCAUGUUUAGACUUGCACAGGUCACAGCACCUAAAGCCCUAAGGUGAACCUCCAGCUAAAUGCCUAAACAUAUACUAAAAUACAUGGUGUAUACUCUAUACGGACUGAGUGAGCAGCAGAUGCAUCCCUUGUCUUUAAAACCCCGUGAUGUUGUACAAAGCAAAAUGCACGAGGAGCCUCAAAAAAACAUGAGACAGAGGUUCAGAGUGUCAGCUCAAAGAAUCCCAUUUUGGAGUGUGUCUGAGGCUUCCCAGAUUAGAAUAUCAUACCAUGCAGUACAUUAUAUCUCAUUUCACACUGAGCAUCAUCACACAGUAUGAACGUCUCAAAGAAGAAGUGGUGGAUUGUCAAGAAUACGGUGAGCCAUUUGCGCUACUACUGUCAUCAUAUCAGUUCUUGCAUGGUUAUAUUUAAAAAUGGGGGUAAAUUAAUUCUGAACAGCACAUUCAGAAUGCCUUGUGCAGUGAAAUAAAACACUGGGAUUCAAAUAACAUGUGGACUGGAUGGCCUCAAGUAGCUUAAGGGGAAUUUUGGAACUGUGCAUUAACAAUUAUUUUUGUGUGUCUAUUUACUAUUCUACGGGAAGGCUAGGUAAAGUUCCACCCACCCAAAAACCAGUUCAUAGUACUAUGUAAAAAAGGUUCUGCUGAUAUACAAUCUGACUUUUGUGAAGCGGUUUGCUUGAGUGCGAGAGUGUUUUCCUAUUGCUUUGAGAAGGUAUGCUGCAUCGAGAGCCCUCCCCUGAUGGAGAGGCCUCAUUUACUUUCUCUAAAACCCACUAAAUGGCACAAACUCUUUAAAGUUUAACAUGAGGGAAUCCUCAACCAUGGCCACAAUCAGUUAUAUUAAAAAAAAAUCAAAGGGUCAGUAUGUCAUUGUGAAAUGUACAGAUGCUGCGUGUUGUUACACUAUUGAUGUCACCCAAAAGGCAUGAAUGUAAAGGUGUUUUUUUUUUGGCAUUUACUUGGUAAUGGUUUGGUUUAUUUCCAAGAUGGAAAACAAUUUACAUAGCAGUACAUCGCAUGUUUACACUUGCACAAUUCAACAUGUCUAAAAAGGAGUAGGAAGAAGCAGAGCUUAUUUAAACCUAUCCCUUCUUUUUUCAGCAGCUACUGAUAGUUGUUCACUUCCUGUGUUUAACAUGUACCAGUUUACCAGUUUACCAAUUACCAAGCGGAAAGUGUGGUUCAGAAGUGAUCAACAUACAACGCUAGAUGUUUUACAUCAUGUAUGAUUGUAAAUAUGUGUUAGUAUUUGCUGUUAUUUAAGUCACUAGAAGGCUGCGACGUGGAAUGUUCCACCUUCUGAAGAGGGUGAGGAGCCAGGGGUGGAAUGUGGCACAUUAGCGGUUGGGGUGGGAGGUGGGGCCGGAUAUGGUGCAACAUGGAUGACAUGGACUCCCCUCUCUCUCUCUCUACCUCUGGUGAGAAUGCCUCUUCACUGUGGCCAGUACAAAAACGGACUCACCCUGGACUGAGGCCACAGGUGCCAAGAACCCUUCAGCACUUGUAGCACAACUGUGUCUUGUCUUACAGUACAGGUCCUUUGGAAUUGGUUUUUUGUUUUUGUUUGCUGUGAGGAAUAUGGAUAAAGUUUCUGUCAUCAGCAUCCACGCAAGACACAGUUAUUGCAUCAUGUUUAAUUCAUACUGACCAAUAGCUAUUUUUUUAGGGGUUGGAAAUCCAAUGCCAAAUGUGACAUUUUUAUUCCUUGUGUGGCCAUAGUGUCUUCAAAACGGUGGUAUUUUGUUAUAAUUUUGGGGGAAAAGAUUGUGCCCACGUGCCAUUCAGUCAAGCAAUAAACACAAAGAAGUAGGCAAAGCUACAAAACUGACAGAUUUUAUCACAAAUGUGAAAUGCUGCAAUGAUGUUAUAGCCCUUAUACAUUACCACUCAUGCUUGAGACUGAAGGGGUGUUUUGAUUGUAUUCACUUUUGUAUUUUUCUUUUUUUUACCUUUAUGUUGGAGUAUACACAGAUGUACCUCUGCAUAUUUGUACAGAUGUCAAUAGGAAACGGUGGAUUUAUUGAUGAUGGUUUGUCCAAGCAGACAAGGAAAAGGUGAUGUCGCUGCACCCUGCAAGUGGGAAGUCAUUUCACAAGGCUUUUAUUUAACCUCUCCUUUGUUCGCACUAUUUGGGGAUAAAACAAACCCUCUGCAGCCAAAAAAUUGCAACUCUCAACAUUGUUGACUUUUCUUACGAGUAAGAUUCAGAGUCGUGUUUUGAAUCUGUAAGUUAAUAACUGUAAAGUUGUAAAUUUUCUUGUAAAUAGCAUCGGGGGGCUCGUUUUUACUCACUUUAUAACAGAAGCUGUAAAUGUGAAAGAGACAAAAAUUAUAUUUUAAAGAUAUGUAGGGCACUAAUUCUCCAGUAAUGCGGGUGUUUUAAUCUGCAUUACCUCACAACAAUCCCAUAACAAUGACUUUCAGCCACUUUCAGGGACUGGGCUGUCCAUCAUCUUGACCCAGGGGUCUGUCCCCAUCCUUCCUUGUCUGCUUGAACUUUGGAGAUGUAAAAGUUAACAGUCAAAAAGCAGCACUGCUUGCUUCCAUCCCACACCAGCCGUGAAAGUCAAGCCAGUGAGAUGCUGCUACGCCAUGAGGCUCUCUCUGUCCUGUCAUGACUGCUGUCUUGUUGCCAGGAAAGACACACACACAGCACACACACACACAGCACAGUGGGGAACUGAUCUGCAGCCACACUGUUAGGAGGCGGACAGGUCAAAUAGAUGGCCGUGACUGGGGAAUGGACAGAGGGACUAGCUGAGGGAUCGAAGCCCAGGCUUUUAAAUUGCAACUGAGGGAAAUUUGUAAUGAGAGCUGAGAGGGGAGGUAGAGCACUUGUGGAAGAGGGUGGAAUUUGAGGAGAAAAAGAGGCCCAUUGCCACUGUAGGCAGGGAGUAAAUAGCACCUGAGGCCCACUGACUUAUAGGGCUUGUGAGAAAAGCGGAUGUGAAGACCAAAAUACAAAGCACAGCUUCAAUAAAAAAGACAGUUUGGAAUGGGAGUGGUGAAAAGGUCAAUUAACAUCUAAUGGCACUUGACAGAGGGAGUUUAUGAGUAAAUGUGUUGCUACUAAAGCCAAUCUGCUUCAACCUCAGUGGCUGCAUUCAAUCGGUUCCCUUAAUGCUGUACCACCACAUUGGGAAUUACAUUAUGGGAUUAGGAGGCCACCUUUUUUCUAAAUACUAAAUGCAACAGUAUAGAUGUAAAAAUGGGAUUCCCUGCAUUAUGAUGAACGUGGAUGUACAUAUAUUGUAUCGAUUAAAAAUGACCAUGCAUUAAGCUUUCA
This is a messenger RNA of Doryrhamphus excisus (bluestripe pipefish), 6118 nucleotides long. It is a transcript of the gene aspnat, whose product is annotated as N-acetyltransferase 8-like. NCBI's taxonomy places the organism in Eukaryota, Metazoa, Chordata, Actinopteri, Syngnathiformes, Syngnathidae. The record is from RefSeq and is a predicted model, not a curated record. Gene Ontology annotation, cellular component: mitochondrial membrane. Gene Ontology annotation, molecular function: L-aspartate N-acetyltransferase activity.